UGAGCGGCCCGGGGGUGUUUGCAGGAGGGUUUCGGAGCGGGGGCUGCGGCUGGAGCUGUGAGAUGGCUGCCAAGGUGUUCGAGAGCAUCGGGAAGCUCGGCCUGGGCUUGGCUGUGGCGGGUGGAGUCGUCAACUCCGCUCUUUACAACGUGGACGCGGGGCACAGAGCUGUGAUCUUCGACCGCUUCCGGGGGGUGCAGGACGUGGUGGUGGGAGAAGGGACCCAUUUCCUGAUCCCCUGGGUGCAGAAACCCAUCAUCUUCGACUGCCGCUCGCGGCCCCGCAACGUCCCCGUCAUCACCGGCAGCAAAGACCUGCAGAACGUGAACAUCACGCUGCGGAUCCUGUUCCGGCCCGUGACGGCGCAGCUGCCGCGCAUCUUCACCAGCAUCGGCGAGGACUACGACGAGCGCGUGCUGCCCUCCAUCACCACCGAGAUCCUCAAAUCCGUGGUGGCCCGUUUCGAUGCCGGUGAGCUGAUCACGCAGCGGGAGCUGGUGUCCAGGCAGGUCAGCGAGGACCUCACCGAGCGAGCGGCCACCUUCGGCCUCAUCCUGGACGACGUGUCCCUGACCCACCUGACGUUCGGCAAGGAGUUCACAGAGGCGGUGGAGAUGAAGCAGGUGGCGCAGCAGGAGGCAGAGCGCGCCAGGUUCAUCGUGGAGAAGGCCGAGCAGCAGAAGAAGGCGGCCGUGAUCUCGGCGGAGGGUGACUCCAAGGCUGCAGAGCUGAUUGCCAACUCGCUGGCCACGGCUGGGGACGGGCUGAUCGAGCUGCGCAAGCUGGAGGCGGCCGAGGACAUCGCGUACCAGCUCUCGCGCUCCCGCAACAUCACCUACCUGCCCUCGGGCCAGUCUGUGCUGCUGCAGCUGCCCCAGUGAGCCAGGGGGGAAAUACACAGCCCCCACACCCCCCCAAAAAAACAAAAAUUAAAAAAAAAAUCAUCGCAGUUUCCUCGCGGAGGAAAAGGAAAUUUGGAAAUUGGAGGGAUUUUAUUUUAUUUUAUUUUUCGGAUGGGUAAUGGAAUAAAAAGUGAACAGGA
Molecule: messenger RNA, 1042 nt
Organism: Parus major (Great Tit)
Lineage: Eukaryota; Metazoa; Chordata; Aves; Passeriformes; Paridae
Gene: PHB1
Product: prohibitin
Exons: 6
Coding region: 63-881 (272 amino acids)
Biological process (GO): mitochondrion organization
Cellular component (GO): membrane; mitochondrion
Source: RefSeq, a predicted model, not a curated record